CUCCUGGAGAGGACCUAAGAGCUCUCAGCAAAGAGAACGUGAACAUGGAUAUCAGAACCUUCAUGAGCUUGAAAAAAGACUCUGUGCUGAAUCUAACAGCUGACGAUAUCAAGGGCUUGCUGGGACUAAAUCUUGAAGAUCUGAAAAAAGAACAAUACAAUUCACCUUCAAAGGACUGGAUCCGACUGCAGAGACAGUCCGAGCUGGAUAAACUGGGCAUUGGGCUCACUGGGGGAAUACCAGAUGGAUAUAUCAGUAUUCCACCCAAGUUUGAAAAGCCAACAUCAGCCUCUCUGAGGACCAAUGUCAGCACUUUCCACCUCCUGCCUGCGUUGCUCCUAAGUUUUCUUCUGACUUCAUUCCUGUCAUGAAGAUCUUCACCCCAGGAAACAGGAAGGUGGAACUAAAUCUUGAUUUCUCUACGGCGUGUCACAGGAAGACACAGAAAUAUACAACUGAGGGGAAAACCCUAUAUCAGCAGGCAGCAUGUGCGGGAGCAGUAGCCAUCUUAGCUGCUUUCCUUUUUUUAUUCAUUCAGUUCAAAAACAAGAUUGUGAGCUCUUCCAGGCAGGGACCCUCUGCUUGUUCUGCAUUUGUACAGCACCUAGUGCCACGGGAUUCUAGCCCAUGACUGGGGCUCAUAGGCCCUACCACACAAUGCAAAUAAUAAAUAAUCCUAAUCUUACCACAUAACCUGUAUGGUAUUAGCCCAGUAGGCAAAGGGGUUAGAAGAUGAGCUGGUAUCGGGAUAUCGGGCAUGCUCAAUAACUUAUCAAAAGCUUGCUGUUUGUCCACUGCAAGGAUCUGUGGACUGGGCAUGGAAGUC
This is a messenger RNA of Caretta caretta (loggerhead turtle), 826 nucleotides long. RefSeq names its product mesothelin. The record is from RefSeq and is a predicted model, not a curated record. Lineage: Eukaryota; Metazoa; Chordata; Testudines; Cheloniidae.